AAUAGAAAUUUAAUUAUUAUUUGCAAUUGUCAUUUCACACUGACCACAGCUCAGGUGUUUCAAGUUUGAGAAGUAGUAGAGUAGCUGACGGAUAGCUGGGACAACAGAGCAAAAAUGAUUUCCUCGAAAUAUAUGAUCCUUGUGGUUUUAUUGGGCCUUUCGGCCAUUGGCUGUCAUGCCGUCAACAUGCAGAGCAUGAUCGAUGAUGAGAAUGCCAAAUGUGAAAGCGGCAGUGAUAGUAUGGCCUGUGUCAAAGUGAGGGCUAUGCGUUUUGUGGACACUGUUAUGAAUAAAGAUGCUUUCAAGAUCAACGAUGUCGAAGUCACACCCAAUGGUUAUCAAGCUCCCGCCACUGAGGGCCGUUCCUCCAGCCACAGUUUCUUCGAUGCCGUCGAAAGCUAUCUGAAGGGUCACGACGUUACCAUGGACUUGCCUAUGGCUGAUGCCAAAGUCACUGUCUCCUCACGCAAUUUGGCCGAUGACGAACUAAGUCUGAAAGUCAAAUUCUCUGGUGACGGUGUCGUCGAAGGCAAGGGUAAGAAAGGAAGCAUUUUCAAGAAGGGCAAGAAACAUCGUUUGCGCAAAAUGGCCAUGCCCAUCAUUGUCCUGAUCUUGUUGAAGGCCAUCACCAUUAUCCCCAUGGCCAUUGGUAUUUUGAAAAUCAAGGCCUUGAACGCUUUGGGCUUGGGCUUCUUCUCAUUCAUUGUCUCGGUUGGUUUGGCCAUAUUCCAAGUGUGCAAAAAGAUCGCCUCUGAACAUCAUUCAGCCCACAUCACCGCUCACGGUCCUUGGGAUGGUCGUUCGGUCAGUUCUAUUUCUAGUGUAGAGCAAUAUGAAACAAACCCCGCUGCCCAAACCUUGGCCUAUAAUGCUUACAACUAAGCUAUUGUAGGGACAAGAACAUUGCAACAACCAAAAAAAAAACGCCUCAAUCCUUACCCAAAAACAAACCCCAGACCCUCCACAUGGAACCUCGAAGGAACAACUCUGAAAAACAAACACAUUUUUGUUACAAAGAAGAAGAUAAAAAGAAAGACAAGAACAAAAAAGUCUAACAACGACAACGCGAAUGCUGAAAUGUGUAAACUGAAACACAACAAAGAGCCCUUGAAAAAGGUCUACAGCUUUUUGUUUUUUGUUGGAAGAAGGCACAAAUUGUUAAUAAUGAUUGAUUUGUGUUAAGCCUUUCUCCUUCCAUUCACACAGGCUGGUUAUGUCAAUUUUCCUGUUUCCGGUUUAUUGCUGGCUUACACCACCAGCACCAGCACCCCAUCAUCAUGUCAGUUCACAUUUACAGCAUCAUUAAUUCCAAAGAAUUUUUCAUUUAUAGAUUAUUUUUAUAAAUGAAAUGGACAUUUUUUGUAAUUCUUGUAAAGCCCAGCAACAGUUUGUCUUUGCUGGAGACGACCUUUCUUUAAAUUUUAGUUGAUUGCUACUACCUUAUUUAUUUUUAUAUAAAAUAUUUAUUUAUUUGUUCGCUUUAAUUAAUUUAUUUAUUUAUUUUGUAAUAUGAAAAAAAAAAUGAAAACAAAUGAAAAAUAAGAAAAAAAUAUUUAAAAAUAUAAAUAA
This is a messenger RNA of Musca domestica (house fly), 1569 nucleotides long. RefSeq lists its product as uncharacterized. The transcript has 4 exons. The record is from RefSeq and is a predicted model, not a curated record. The coding region runs from base 115 to 882 and encodes 255 amino acids. Lineage: Eukaryota; Metazoa; Arthropoda; Insecta; Diptera; Muscidae.